Molecule: messenger RNA, 1343 nt
Organism: Manihot esculenta (cassava)
Lineage: Eukaryota; Viridiplantae; Streptophyta; Magnoliopsida; Malpighiales; Euphorbiaceae
Product: homeobox-leucine zipper protein HAT3
Exons: 4
Coding region: 187-1059 (290 amino acids)
Biological process (GO): regulation of DNA-templated transcription
Cellular component (GO): nucleus
Molecular function (GO): sequence-specific DNA binding; DNA-binding transcription factor activity, RNA polymerase II-specific
Source: RefSeq, a predicted model, not a curated record
CUUUCACUCUACUGCUAAAAGCAAAAGGCUGUGACACCUCUGGCUGCAAAAACUUAGCCAUUUUCUACCCUUCUUUUCCACUUUGCUUUUUCAGAAUCCUAUUUACACUACAAAUUUUUUUAAAAUAUCAUACCAAAAACCCCUGGGGAAAGGGAUCCUAGAAAUUAUUUUGUUGCAGUGGAAGAGAUGGGCGAGAGAGAGGACAGUUUGGGUUUGAGUCUCAGCUUGGGUGCCGCAAGUCAGCCCUCUUUGAAGUUAAAUCUCAGGCCAAUUCCUUCUCAGUUGUUGCAAGAUAAUCAUCACAGGAUCUCCCUCAAUGAUCUCUUUCAUUCAUCUGAUAGGAGCUCUGAUGCGAGGCCCUUUCAAAGAGGGAUUGACAUUAAUCGGAUUCCGUCAUUGGCCGAUUGCGACGACGAAACCGGCGUUUCUUCUCCAAACAGCACGAUUUCAAGCAUAAGCGGAAAGAGAAAUGAGAGAGAACAUAUUGGAGAGGAAACGGAAGCGGAAAGAACCUCAUGUUCUCGUGGCGGCAGCGAUGACGAAGAUGGCGGUGCCGGGGGAGACGCUUCAAGGAAAAAGCUGAGGCUUUCUAAGGAACAGUCGUUGGUUCUUGAAGAAACCUUCAAGGAGCACAGUACUUUGAAUCCUAAGCAAAAGCUGGCCUUGGCGAAGCAGUUGAAUCUCAGGCCUAGACAGGUGGAGGUUUGGUUUCAGAACAGGAGGGCAAGGACAAAGCUGAAGCAAACUGAAGUUGAUUGCGAGUACUUAAAGAAAUGCUGUGAAAAUCUAACACAAGAAAACAGGAGGUUGCAGAAGGAGGUUCAAGAACUCAGAGCAUUGAAGCUAUCUCCACAGCUAUACAUGCACAUGAAUCCUCCCACUACUCUCACCAUGUGCCCUUCAUGUGAACGUGUUGCAGUCUCAUCAUCAUCAUCAUCAGCAUCAGCUUCAGCUGCCAUUGCAGCAUCAACUGCAAAUCCCCAUCCUCAACGACCAGUGCCCAUUAAGCCAUGGACAGGACUAGGACUGGCUAUCCAGCAUCGAGAUCAUAACUCAUAAUUGUUAGGUUUAGUUUGGUUAGGAUGAGAUUUUGUUGGAAGAGUGUGGGUUUGUAUAGAGAUAGAGUUGGAGUUAGUUACAUAAAAGUAGUGGGGUUUAUAAAUGGAAAUGGCAACUAGGAUAAGUUGGAGGAUAAUGAUGUGACAAACGAAUCUGAAUAUCUUUUGGGUAAUGUUAUUGUUGGAAUCUGAUGUUGGACAAAAGUGGAAUUUAGCAUGUAGCCCAGUUAGCAUCGGCAAUUAUCAUUAUUAUUAUAUAAUGCUAAUGAAGGAACAUUCCAACCG